AAAAUCAAAGCAGACCAAAGAAGUCCUUGAAACAGGCUCUCUGAAUGGUCAUCUCUACUAACUCAUCGUGUCUCUUGUUUCUGAGAGAAGCUGAUUUACUGAUCUAAAUGGAUGCAAUACUGAAUUACAAAUUGGAUGAUAGUGAAGAUUACUACACGUUACUGGGAUGUGAUGAACUCUCUUCGGUUGAACAAAUCCUGGCAGAAUUUAAGGUCAGGGCUCUCGAAUGUCACCCUGACAAGCAUCCUGAAAACUCCAAAGCUGUGGAGACUUUUCAGAAACUGCAGAAGGCAAAAGAGAUUCUGACCAAUGAAGAGAGUCGAGCCCGCUAUGACCAUUGGAGAAGGAGCCAGAUAUCGAUGCCAUUCCAUCAGUGGGAAACUUUGACUGACUCCGUGAAAAUGUCAAUGCAUUGGGCUGUCAAAAGUAAAAAAGACCUGAUGCUGGAAGAAUCUGAGCAGACUCAGAUCAGCAAGACUAAUAAUGAAGAAUGGAGUGAGCAAAGAGAAAUAAAGAAAGAGGAACUGGGUUCAACCACAGAGAAAAUGAAGCAAAAAGCACCCGAGUCCCUGGAGAAGUCAAACUCUCCACAAAAUCCAGACUCUCCAAGUUUUUCAGAUGUGAACUCUUGGCAUCUUCGUUUCCGCUGGUCGGGGGAUGCUCCCUCAGAACUCCUGAGGAAGUUCAGAAACUAUGAAAUAUGAAAUGCCCUUGCUCCAUAGAAGAGGGAGAGCAGGAUGUUGCCUGUACUGCCAACAUGCAGUCUUCACUCACAUCUUAACAAUGUCAUGUUUAUGAAUCACUUAUGACUGACUGAUUCCUCUGUCUUUGAACCCAUUCUCACAAUGUGUUUUGUUAUUGUUGUUGUUUGUGUUUUUUUGGUGCAGGUGAUUGAACCCAUGGUCUAGGGGACUGAACCCACUCUUUACCACUGUGCUAUAUCCCCAGAUACAAAAUGUGUUCAGUGAGAAAUUUUUAGAAGACU
Molecule: messenger RNA, 985 nt
Organism: Marmota flaviventris (yellow-bellied marmot)
Lineage: Eukaryota; Metazoa; Chordata; Mammalia; Rodentia; Sciuridae
Gene: Dnajc12
Product: DnaJ heat shock protein family (Hsp40) member C12
Cellular component (GO): cytoplasm
Source: RefSeq, a predicted model, not a curated record